Cicer arietinum (chickpea) is the source of this 779-nucleotide messenger RNA. RefSeq names its product large ribosomal subunit protein eL28y-like. The record is from RefSeq and is a predicted model, not a curated record. Gene Ontology annotation, cellular component: ribosome. Gene Ontology annotation, biological process: translation. Gene Ontology annotation, molecular function: structural constituent of ribosome. Lineage: Eukaryota; Viridiplantae; Streptophyta; Magnoliopsida; Fabales; Fabaceae.
CAAAGCAAAAGAAAAACCCUAGUUGUGCGUUGCAGGCGACGGAGGAGAAGAUGGCGACAGUACCAGGGCAACUCAUAUGGGAGAUCGUGAAGAAGAACAACUCCUUCUUGGUGAAAGAGUUCGGCAACAACACUCAGAGUGUUCAAUUCAGUAGAGAGAGCAACAAUCUCUACAAUCUUAACUCCUUCAAGUACUCUGGUUUGGCAAACAAGAAAACUGUUACCAUUCAGCCUGCUGGUAAGGAUCAGGCUGUGUUGUUGGCCACAACUAAGUCAAGGAAACAAAACAAGCCUUCAGCAAUUUCUCACAAAUCUGUCAUGAAGAAGGAGUUCAGUAGGUUGGCAAAGGCAGUUCAAAAUCAGGUUGCAGAUAACUACUACAGGCCUGAUCUGAAGAAGGCAGCUCUUGCAAGGUUGAGUGCAGUUCACAGAAGCCUCAAAGUUGCAAAGUCCGGUGUCAAAAAGAGGAAUAGGCAAGCUUUGAAGGUCCUUGGCAGGAAGUGAAAGUCAUUCUAGAACAGUUUCAUUACGUUUGAACCCUUGUUUUUGUCCCACAUUUUGUGUUACUACUUCCUUUGAAUCCAUUCUAGAUUUUCCAGAGUUUUGAAAUGCAAUUAUUUAUUUACUAUUCAAUAUUAAACCAGAACUAGCUUGUUAUAGAUAUCAGCUUGGUUGAUUUGUGUCUUGAUGUAUCCAUUUUAUCGUGAUUGAUAUUGUUGUCAAAGUCAACUGGCAAAUGAGGAAUGAGUAGUGCCCUUGGCAUUGAAUCUUGAAUUAAAA